CGCAUGGAAUUAAUUGGUUUAAUGACUAAAAAACGAGUGGACCUGUAGAAGUCUCUUGUUUUCACCUUUUUUCCCCAUACAUCGUCAAAGGACCAUCCUUCUGUCAUACAACUUUCAUCCACUUUCACUCCAUAUAGUCUCAUGCAACGUAAUUACUUCGAAACUCUCCCCACACAUGCACAACAUGUAUAUAUACAUCUAUAUAUACAUAUAUCUUUUGAAAUCCAAUUUGAGAAAAAAUAUAUAUUUCUUGUGAAAAUGGAUGAAGAAGAAGCAUGCAACAACACCAACAAUGGGCAUUCUUACAAGGGAGUGAGGAAGAGGAAAUGGGGGAAAUGGGUGUCCGAAAUCCGGGAGCCGGGGACGAAGACGAGGAUAUGGUUGGGGAGCUACGACACCCCCGAGAUGGCGGCCGCGGCAUACGACGUCGCGGCCUUCCACUUCAAGGGCCGCUACGUGCGCCUCAACUUCCCGGAACUGGUCGAGGGUUUCCCUCGGCCGGCCAGUUCUCGGGCCGAGGACGUCCGCCUGGCGGCCCAUGAGGCCGCUAUGAGGUUCGCGCCGCCGCGGGCCGGUGACGAGGCGGCGGGGGUGCCCCAAGGUUUGGGCGAGGUAAGGGUGGGCCUGUCGGCGAGUGAAAUAGAGGCCAUAAACGAGACGCCAAUGGACUCGCCAUGCAAGAUGUGGAUGGAAGUUGGGCUAGUGAAAGGCCCAGAAGAUUAUGAUUGGGCCGAAAUGCAGAGUGUUUCCAUUUGGGAUUAUUGAUAAUAAUACAUUAAUACUUCCUUCAUCGAAUAAAUUCACAAAAUUUUU
Molecule: messenger RNA, 813 nt
Organism: Cuscuta campestris
Lineage: Eukaryota; Viridiplantae; Streptophyta; Magnoliopsida; Solanales; Convolvulaceae
Source: the annotation of a GenBank genome assembly